AUGGGUUCGACGCUGCACGUCCCCCGCGUCGAGCACAUUGGCUCGUUUCUGCGUCCCCAGCACCUCGUCCAGGUCCGCGCGGCGUUCGACCAGGGCCGGUGUAGCGCAGAAGAGCUCAAGGCAUGCGAGGACCAGGCCAUCUCGGAAGCCGUCCGGAUGCAGCUCGAUCUCGGCCUGCCCACGAUCACCGAUGGAGAGCUGCGAAGAGCCAUCUUCUAUGAAGGCGUCUUCGACAAGCUGUCUGGGCUCAAGGACGUCCCAAACGCCCCGCCACAUAUGUUUCAGCAGGGCAAUCUACGGCGCGACGUCCCGCUGUAUGGCGAUGCGUUCGACUCGCUGAAGCGGAUAGCCGGCCCCGAGAACGUGCACAAGCUCAAGGUCACCAUGGGCGCCCCAGAGUGGUUCCACUUCCGCCACGGAAAGUACACGUACGAACCAGGGGUGUACGCGAACGACGGGCAAUACUUUGCGGACGUCGCGCGAAUGUACCGCGAGGAGAUCAAGGACCUGUACGCGCGCGGCUGCCGUGCGGUCCAGAUCGACGACCCGGUGAUGGGCUGCUUCUGCGACGAGGACAUUCACCGGCGCAUGCGUGAGGCGGGCGUCGACCCCGCCCGCUUGCUGGACAUGUACCUCGGAGUCAUCAACGACUGCCUCCGCGAUCGCCCAAAGGGCAUGAUCGCGGGCCUGCACGUGUGUCGCGGAAACGUCAAGCCGGACAGGUCCGGCUUCGCCGUGGGCCCGUACGACUUCAUCGCGCAGGCGAUGUUCGAGAAAGUGGACGCGGACGUGUUCUACCUCGAGUACGACGACAUGCGCUCGGGAGGAUUCGGGCCCCUGCGGCACCUCCCUCGCGGCAGGUCCGUGGUGCUGGGGCUCGUGUCAAGCAAGACGCCGAAGCUGGAAGACGCGCAUGCGCUACGUGAGCGCAUCGAGGAGGCGGCGGACGCUGUCACGCGUGGGGGCGUGUACAAGACGCGCCAAGAGGCGUUGGCACAACUUUCGCUGAGCCCUCAGUGCGGAUUCUCGUCGAACUCCAAGGUUUCCUUCAUGGCACAUGAUGAUAUGGUGGCGAAGCUGGCGCUCGUUAGAGACGUCGCGCUUUCUAUCUGGGGGACCACCGACUAA
Molecule: messenger RNA, 1128 nt
Organism: Epithele typhae
Lineage: Eukaryota; Fungi; Basidiomycota; Agaricomycetes; Polyporales; Epitheliaceae
Product: UROD/MetE-like protein
Exons: 11
Coding region: 1-1128 (375 amino acids)
Molecular function (GO): 5-methyltetrahydropteroyltriglutamate-homocysteine S-methyltransferase activity; zinc ion binding
Source: RefSeq, a predicted model, not a curated record